UUAAUUAAUCUGCUUAAUAACAAUUUCAGAUUGCUAUAGUAGAGCACAAUGGGGAAAACUACUUGUCUGCUGGUGAGAUGCCUCUACCAAACCUCUAUUUUUUAAUGUCUUUCAUAUUUUUUGUCACAGGUUGUGCAUGGAUAAGUGUACUUAGGCGGAAAAGGGAGGAAACUUUUAAAAUUCAUUAUUUAAUGGGGCUUCUGGUAUUUGUGAAAUCAUUAUCCCUCUUAUUUCACGGUAUAAAUUACCAUAUUAUUGCAAAAGAUGGCUAUCCGAUGGAAGCAUGGGCAGUUCUGUACUACAUAACACAUUUGUUAAAAGGUGCAUUGCUUUUCAUCACCAUUGUACUAAUUGGAACAGGAUGGGCUUUCAUUAAGCACAUCCUGAGUGAUAAGGAUAAAAAAAUUUUUAUGAUUGUCAUUCCUUUACAGGUCUUAGCUAAUGUAGCCAAAAUAAUUAUGGAAGAAAGUGAAGAAGGCGAAUCUCAGCAUUAUACAUGGAGAGAAAUAUUUAUUCUUGUAGAUUUAAUUUGUUGUGGAGCUAUAUUAUUCCCUGUUGUGUGGUCAAUCAGGCAUCUUCAGGAAGCUUCUCAAACUGACGGCAAAGCUGCUAUAAAUUUGGAAAAGUUGAAAUUGUUCAGGCACUUUUAUGUAAUGAUAGUUUGCUACAUAUAUUUCACAAGAAAAAUUGUUUAUCUUCUUAAGAUAACUGUGCCUUUUCAGUAUGAAUGGUUAGAUGAAGUAUUCCGUGAAGCUGCAACUUUUACAUUUUUCAUCGUGACAGGAAUAAACUUUCAACCAACUACCAGCAAUCCUUACUUCCGUUUGCCACAAGAUGAAGAUUUAGAAAUGAAUGAAGUGAUUACCCAAACUGGAUUUACGGAAAAUGUUUCGAAAACAGUCAGAUCACGUGAAAAUGCUGGCCAAGGAGACGAAACUAGUGCUACUAAGCGCGAAAGUAGCCAUGAAUAUGAUUAACAUGAAAACAAAUAUUUAGUUUCCGAGAUUUGUGUAAACAAGACUGCUCAUUUUUUAAAAAUUUAAUUACUGUACAUUUUACAGUUGUCUCUUUUUUUUCAUAUAUAAAUUAUUAUAGUUUCUCAUUACUACCAUAUUAGAGAAUUAAAUUUUUUGUCUUCAUUUGUUUUAAAUUUUUAUUUUCAAUCAUUGCAUAAUUUAUUUUAAAUGUUGCAAAUGAAAUGGAUGAAUUUAAGUCUGGUGUUAUGAAUUCUGUAAAUUAAGUUAAAUAUCACAAAGCUUAAGUGAUACAUUUGAAAAUGUGAUAUAUAAAGAUAUUUUGCAGCUGUAAUCAUAUAUUGAUAUCCUAUUAAAAAUAAUCAUUGUCUUCCCCCCCCCCCGGCUAUUUAAAAGAUGCCACCUCAGUUAGCAAUACAUGCUAUCAUUUAAUGUUGACAGCAUUUUCAUACCUUGUUUUACAGAAGAAAAAGCAUCACCACACACAUAAAAAUCUCCAGUAACAGAACAAAAUAUUUAUUAAAAGUAUUGACUAAAUUUGAAAUUAACAUAAGCAUAUAAACUUUUUUUUUUUUAAAUUUAAAUACAUUUUAGUAUUUUCCUUUAAUUUUGCCAUUUAGUUAGUUUUCUUCCUCCUAGUUUUAUUUGUUUGUUGAAAAAAAUUUGCUUAAGUAAUUUUACAAAGAAAAGCAUAAAAUAUGAAAAUAUUCUUAUGUUAAAAAUCCACAUAAAGUAAUUAUUUUUUUAAAUAUAAUAUUUAUGAGAUAUUUUGGCAGAUAUUCUUUAAAAAAACUGAUGCUUCAUUGGGAAUGAAAAGUAGAGAAAAGUUUCAGUAGUAGCUAUUUUUGUUAAAGAAGUAACUGUAUAUGAUAACAGAACAAAAUUUAAGUAAAUUAAUAAUUAACUUCUGCAAAUACUGUUUUCCUGAAUAAAAAUCAUUCUUUCUUUUCUUGCUUCUGUAAAUUCCAUAUUUUAGUGAUUAUAUUGAAAUCAGUAAUUUUAUUAAUAAUAUCUGUAGAAGGCAAUUAAAUUCUAAAUGAUGUAUUAAAGAAUUUAUUUCAGGAGGAAAUGUUAAAUUGUAAUGAUAAUUGUCAUAUUUGGCAACAUUAAGGAUAAAAAAUUAUUUAAUGCAGUUAACAGGGGAAGGAAUCUAAAUUUUUAAAUUUGAUUCACACUUUAACAAGAAUGAUUCUAAAGGCUUUCGAAAUUACUGUAAAAUUGUAUUUACUAUUAUGAAACCUUUCAGACCUUCCUCAGUUAAUGAAUGCAGAUAUCUGUUACCUUUUCCACUGCUCAUUAUAUUUAUUAUUAUUAUUAUUAUUAUUAUUAUUAUUAUUAUUAUAUUAUUUUUUUUUUUUUUUUUUUUUUUUAAGUUUUAUUGACUGUGUUUUCAAGGAUUAUCAAAGAAUUUUUUAUGUGAAUCUUUGCAGAAGCAGAAAAAUAUCUUUUUAGUUUUAACUAUAUUCAUGGGGAAAUAAGAUUGUGUUGGGAUAUGAAUAUAUUCCUACUAGCCAAUUUAUUAUAGCAUUUGUAUUCUGAUCUGUUGCUUAUGUUACUCUACUUUAUCUUAAAUUAAUUUUGAGUUUGAGCACUAAACAAGUAUCUUUUUGCAGAUGAUGCUAUGGGAUAUUUUCCUGGUGUGUUCUUGUGUGUUUAUUUUUCAUUCCAAUGCUAAGUUAAAUAUGUAUAUAACUUGCAAUUAAGUGUAAAACUAGGAUUCUUGGAAAGAGCUGUCAACAGCUUGGCUAGGUUUUGCAUAAUUACAUAAAAUAUACCAAAAUGCUAAAACUAGUCUGGCCUGUAAUAGAUAUUUCAGUUUACCCCAUUUUUAAUCCCAACAUUAAUCUAAGUUGGGAUUUAAAAUAAAUAUAUAUUUUAAUACUGUAUAUCACAUGUCCACUCAAUAUGUGGGAAGUGUGGAAAUUUCAUUCAUUUUAUUACUAUUAGUACUAUUUUAGCAGUAUUUUGCUACUGUAUAUAUUUAUGUAAAUUCUUUCAUUUUCAAUAUAUAUAUAUAUUUUUAUUAAAGUUGUAUGUUUCAAUUGUAAUAUAAAAUUUUCCUGUUAUGUCCUGUUAUGCCUUUUUGUAUUCUAACUUUUUGUGUUAAAGAUACACGAAAAGGUCCUCGUGUUUGAUAUUGCAAUGCACUAUAAUCUUUAAAUCUCUGCUUUGUACAACUAAAACCUCAGAGUUUAAUGAUGUGCAAAUCUGAUUUUAUGUAGUCUGUAUAUUAUCUAAUUUAAGAGUAGUUUUUUUUUUUUUUUUUUUAAGCAUUUAACCCAUUAGUAGUGUUUCAUUUGUAUUGGUAAAGCACUGAAAGCCUGAUGGGUAAUAUAAUUAAGAGAAUUUUUAUCCAAAAUCUAUUAUCUGUGCAUAUUUUAUAAAAUGGAAGCUGUCAUGAAUGCUUACAAUUUCGAAAUGAAAACUGUAUAAUAAAUAUGAUUUACAUAAAAAUUGUAGAACAUAGUUGUAUAGCUUAACCUUAAUAAUUACUUUGUUAUUAAAAAUUAAUUUUAAAAAGUGUCAAAUAAAACUGUUUAUUGCAUCCUAGCAUUUCUUCGUGCUAAUUAGCUGAACACGUUGACUGCCCAACACGAGAUAACUCAUAUUAGCUGUCUUCUUCGGGACGCCCAAUAUGAGUUAUCUCGUAGCUUCUUGAUUUGCCACUUUGUGCCGCUUCGAGUUAAUUUGUAGUUUAUAAGUCUAAAUAUGAAUGGAUGGCCUCUUGGAAGAAAAUAAACAAUAAAGUUUGGGUUAUACAAAUAGAAAUUUUAUUGAAAAUGAACCAAAAAUAUACAUUCAAUGUUUAUUCAUUAGUUUAAAAAAAAAGAAUAUAUUUAUUGUUUUUGAUAAAUUUUAAAACAAUCUUCAACACAAAGAGCUGGCUUCGCUUCAUAGACUGGACAGAAAUAAUAUGUUUCCCUGCAUAUGUGAGCUCUUGUACAAACUCAACAAAGCUAUUUCUUCUUUGCAGUAGGGGGAAUACUUUGCAAACAAUGAAGGUUGCCCAAUUUAGAUUUUUUAGCAGAAGCUAAUUGAAUAUUUUCGCCAAUCAGUGUCUUCACAAAUUCUUUUCUGAAUUUUGUUAGUUUUACUGUAAAACAAUUUAUUUUUUAAAAACGUUUGUGUACAUUAUGUAUAUAUAUCUCAAUAAUGUGUAGUGCAACUUUUUUUGGCCACCUAAUUGUCUUUCGAAGAGCUGUGUAGUAUGAUAGCAUUUGAUCUGAUCGAUCAAUGCCAGACAUUCUGUUGUUGUAGUCUCGAAUUGUGUUCAUUUUCAUCGAAAUCAUUUUAUUUCUAUUCUAUUGUAUCUUUUUAUUUUUAUUUCUGUUCUUAUUCUAAUCUUAUUAUUCCUAUUUUAUUUUAUUCUAUUUCUAUGUCUGUAUGAAUCAACUUGUAGUGGGCUUCUGCAAAAAGCUUUGUCUAACAAAAGCUGACUACGAGAUAAUUCGUAAGACACUUUUUUCUACAAAAAAAAAUCAUCUUGUAAACUUUUUAAUGAUUUUUAUGAAUCAUAAUUAUUGUUUUUAAUAAUAUAAUAUGAUUAAAUCGAUUUGGCUUCUCGGAGCAGAAUCCAAAAAGUGCCGUGGCAGUCAACAUGUUAAGAGUAGAAUUUACAUCAUACAUGUAUUUUGUAAUAUUCAAAGUUUUUAAUUAAGGUAAUGUAAAAAAAUGGUAUUAAGUGUAAUUAAUGUACAUAUAUUUAAUGCCUAAUAAAACUUUAUUCACAUUACCUAACUGAAUUAUAAUGUGAAUAAAAUUAUUAGGUAUAUUUAAUAUAUAUACAAAGACCUUCAGUUCAUUCGAUAAAUACAUGUCAUUAGUAUUGUGUAGCUGCCAAUUCUCCUAGUUUUAUGUGAUGACAAAUUUUCCAGUUUUUAAUGAUCCAAAAAUAGAUUAGUUAAGUAGGUGAGAAGUACUUAACUAAUCUAGGUGGUAUAACUUUAUAGCUAAGUUAGGUGGUAUAUUUUUCAUAAAGCUAAAAGUAAUUCUGUUAUUUAGAAUCAUGGGAAAAUGUGAAUUUGACGAUAAUUCAAAAGGUAGGAGAAUCAAGACCAAUGAUUAGUGUUGAAUGCUUAUUUAAAUGUUCAGUACACAGAAUAUGGUUUGUUCAAUAUUAUCUAUAUAUAUAAGAAAAAGAAUAUGUAAAGAUAAAUUAUAAAUAAAAUCAAUAUCGUAAAUUAACUUCCCUUCUGUAUUCUAAAAAUAGUAAUCUCUUUUUGCUCUGCAUCAUUUCAAGACUAAUCCAUGUCAUAUGAAUUUCUGUCUUCUGCUUCCUUCUUAUUGCAAAGUUAUCAAAAAUAUAAACCUUUUGAAAUAAGCACAAAUAAUGUGCUAAGUUGUUUGUGGCUGCAACAUGUUUCCUGAAAUAAAAUGAGAGAUCCAUUCUGCCUCGUUUUCCUGUUUCCAAUUUAUUGUGGAUUGGCAUUUCAGCAACCUUCACCAUCAAAAUUCUUGCUCUUUAUUACAAAUUCAACCUUCUACAUUCUACACCAUCAAUAUUGUAAAGUCCUCUUACAACAAACAUCAUUGAUACUACAGGUUUUCCUUCACAUAUCCCAAUAGAUCUCUGAUUCUCUCGUUUUUUAAUUUUUAGCCUUUAUUAAGGAAUGUUUUCCAACAAUAAAUGAAAUUUCUUGAAUGAGUGAAACUUAAAUUGUACAAAUUCUUUUCCCCUAUUAAUAUUCAGAAUAAUUUUUCUUGUUAAGUUUUAUAUAAUUUGAACUGUAUUUUUUCUUAUUACAUUUUUAUGACCUCUUUCUUAUUAAAUUUCAUUUUAUCUGAAUUAUCUUAAUCUACUGCAUAUAUUUAUAGAUAUGAAGAUUCAUCCAAAGUUAAAUCAGUUAUUAUUUGUAUCUAUUUUACUUCAAUAUAUGGUGCAUUACUAAGUUUAUCUAGAUAAAUAUUAUGUACAUUAAUUAUUAAUUUUAUUUUAAUAGUAUUUAAAAGUACUUCAAUACAUAAAAGCUUUCCUUUCCUAUUUCGGAUUUUCUCAGCAUUAAAGUGUAAGAAAAUUACAAAAUAAAAUUAGCCAAAGAGCAUGAAAUUUGGAAUAUCUAAUUAAAUACUAAUAUAUUUUACUUCAGAAUUGAAUUGUUAAUAGUUCAAUAACCUGAAUCAUGCAUUUGUAAUGUGAAUUUAAGUCAGUUUGAAGUUCCUUUAAAGUGGCAUCUGCACAACAUGAAAACCUCCAGGUUUCUCUCUUUUUCAGAUUUUAAGGUUGGCAGCUAUGAUAUUGUGGUUGUAAAAAUAAUUUGAAAUCACAGACCAGCAGAAUGUUAUUGUAACAUAAUGUUUUGUGACAUAUUUUCAUUCCUGAUUUUUUUUUUUUUUUUUUUUUUUUUUUUUUUUUUUUUUUUUUUUAAUUAUGUGAGAAUUGAGUACAUUUUGUUACCUAAAUGUUUUUCAAAUAAUUUUUAAGGUAUGGGUAUUUCUGGAGAUUUUUACUGUCAAAUAUGAUUGUGCUUGUAAUCUAAUUAUCACACUUAAUUUUCUUGAAGAUUUCUGGGUUCUGAUUAAAAGAAAUAACUAUAUAUAAAUUAGGCUAAGUAUAAAGCAAACUUUUUCCACUGUAAUAAGUAUAUUCUUCUGAUAUGCGAGGGGGAAAACUGUUUGUCCAUACAUAUUAAUCAAAAUCUAGAAGAAACUUAAGUUACCUUUACUUAUAUUUUAAAUUCUGCCAAUUUUCAUUUUUGCUUACAAAUCAAUAUGUGAUAAUCUAAAUAAUGUGAUAAUAACUGUCUGAUCACAUUAAUUGAAAAAGCAACUGAACUAUAUCUUUUAGGUUAUUAAAAGUAGUUUUAUUCAUACAUGUUUUUGCUUUGCUUUGUCUUGUCAUGCAGUACUAAAUGUUGCUAUUAAAAGUAGUUAUGUGAUUCUGUCUUCAGAUUCUUUGAAAUAACUUUAGUAACAUCUCAUGAAUUUUCUGAAUUGGAAAAAAAAAAAUUAAAAUUACAGUGAAGAUUCGAAUUUUUUUUUAAUUAGAAGAAUGUGUUAGGUAAAUAAUUAAGUACACUUUUACUAAUAUCAAAUGGUGUAGUAUUUUUUAUAUAGAGUGUUGCCAAAAAAAAGUUUUGAAUCUUGUAAAAUACUUAAAAAUUCCUGUAAAGUUUUGUAAUUAGCUAACUCUGCAAUAAUUUCUCUUUUGUACUUUCAUUUAAGUUUCUACGUAAAUGAAAGUUCUUACCCAAGCACUUUCAUUUAAGUUCUUACUUUGAAUGAACAUAGAGCUGAAAAAGCUGCCAGUAAUCAAUGAAGGCCUUGUACUAAUAUUUCUUUUAGCAUGGGUUUUAAUGUGUUAAAAUUGCUUUUUGUGUUUCUAUUCAAAUUUAUUGAAGAAGAAAUGUCACCUAUAAAUUCCUAAGUAUAAAGCAUAGAGCUUUAACAAUAUAUUUACCAUAUUUAAUUUUUUAAGUAUUUUGUAAUAAUUUUAAGCUCUGUUGUAUUUUCGCUCUAUCUAAGAAAGAAAUAUUUCUUUUUAAUAAUUUUAUAAUAAAAUAUCAGUUGUUUUCAGUGCUCAACAUGUAAACUGUGUAAGGCACCUUUAAAAAGUUUUGUUUUCAGUAUACAUAUAUAGUUCAUAAUAUGCUGCAUUUUUAUGAAUCUGAGUCAGCAGUUUGUAUGAAUCUGAGUCUUUUAUCAGCAGUGUCACGAAACUGCUGAUAAAAAUGUGCUGUAUGAAAGGUGACUUAUUUAACACAGUAGAAUCAAUUCAAAAUUUAUUUGUAUAUCACAACGAAAAUGUUGGGUAAGAAAGUUGGAUUUACUUUAGUUUUAUCUUUUACAGUUUAGCAGCUCUUUCAGAUUACUUGCUUUUCAUGAUAUCUGUAACACUACAGCCUCAAGUGGGCAUAUGUAUUAUACAUAUACGUACUAUAUUCCUAUUUUGUCAAUAAUAAUUUUACACUAACACUUUCAUUCAGCUUAUGUCUAAAUUAGAUAUAUCCCCCCCUUUAUUUUUAUCUGCAAUUAGACUUUUAAAGAUGUUUUCUUUAACAAAUGAUUUAACUUUUUUUAAAUUAACUGAGCACAUGCAAUACUUGCCCAAGAUUGAAAUAAGUUAUAUGUUUUGAUUCCUUCAUUAAAAUUGUAUUAGGUUAUUUUAAAAAAUUCAUCAGAAUACAGGAAAUAGUUAGCAGCUAAUAGCCGUUUAUCCUCUUGCAGGCACUUAUAAAUUUAUGAGAAUAAUUUAUCUUAACUUUAACAUUUAUCCACAUUGUCUUAUGUUAUAAUAUACCAUAUUUUUAUUUUAUGAAAAUGUAAAUCCUUAUGAAGUGGUAUAUUCUACGGUGUUUUGUUAUUUUAAUCAAAACAUGAUUGCUGAGCAAACAAAAUGGAUUAUCUAGGACACAUGCAGAGAGAGUAGUAUAUCCACAGAAGUUUGUGAGAAUUAAUUAAAAAGAUUAGGGAAAUAAGUAUGAAAAUGAACAAAUGGAAAGAACUUGAUAAAGACCUGGUGUAAAUAUUAGUAAACUUGGAAGAAGAAUAUGCAUGGCAUUUGUUUUUAAUUGCAAAUUAAAUAAAUAUAUUUAAAAUCCAAGUAACUUUUGGAAGUGCUAAUAUAUCAGAUUAACAAGCUUUGAAUUGUAUUUGAAGUGUGAUGUUAACAAAACUCCCCUGCCCCCAUAUUCCGAAGAUGCUAGUCAGUAUGCAUUGGGCUAAUUGCCAUAUUGUGGUUUUCAUGUAUUGUUUCUUUCUUUGUUUUGUAUUAUUACUUUAUUAUUCAUGCUGUGAAUUUUUUAGUAAAGUGGUAGUAUAUUUUUCAAAGCUUUAUACCAAAAAAAAAAAAAAAAACCACUGCAUUUUUCUUAAAAGAUAGGUGUGUCUCUAUCAUGUAAUAUAUUCUAAAAUAAAUUUCAAAUAAAAGAAUUUAGGUAAUGAA
Messenger RNA from Stegodyphus dumicola, 8856 nucleotides. RefSeq names its product protein GPR107. Gene Ontology annotation, cellular component: Golgi apparatus; membrane. The record is from RefSeq and is a predicted model, not a curated record. Gene Ontology annotation, biological process: transport. NCBI's taxonomy places the organism in Eukaryota, Metazoa, Arthropoda, Arachnida, Araneae, Eresidae.